Molecule: messenger RNA, 5406 nt
Organism: Alexandromys fortis (reed vole)
Lineage: Eukaryota; Metazoa; Chordata; Mammalia; Rodentia; Cricetidae
Gene: Map3k13
Product: mitogen-activated protein kinase kinase kinase 13
Exons: 14
Coding region: 314-3187 (957 amino acids)
Biological process (GO): protein autophosphorylation; JNK cascade
Cellular component (GO): cytoplasm
Molecular function (GO): protein homodimerization activity; MAP kinase kinase kinase activity; ATP binding
Source: RefSeq, a predicted model, not a curated record
GCACACACCACCACUAAGUCUGUGCGGGGAUCCUAAACCAGCCCAAUUUACAUCCAUUCAUGAAUGUGUGACGUCAGCAAGCCUGAGCUCCUCUGCGGUGGGCCGGAGGAUUGUGUGGGUCGAUCUCCCGCCCCCUUAUUUUUCUAAUUCUGCAAGGCUCUGGAGAUCAACCUUCCAUCUUUUUAGAGCGAGAAAACGGAACGGCAUGUGUAGGAAUUCUUCAUUGUUGGUUUGGACUCCCCUCUCGCAUCAGACCUCUCUCACCAUAAUCCUCUGAGUGUCGUCUCAGGACCUGGGCUACCCUCAUGGCACAAUGGCCAGCCCUCAGGAGCACCUGAGCUGCUCCUACUCAUCACACUUACCCUUGACCGAGAACAAAACCUCUAGUGAGCACAAUGAACUUGCAGCUAUGGGAAACCACCCUUCACCCAAGCUCUCCGAGGACCCCCAGGAGAAGGCUAUGCAGCCCGAGCUGCUGGAGAUCACGGGCAGCCCGGUCUCUACAACAGUGCUGACCAGUGUAAGUGAGGAUUCCCGGGGCCAGUUUGAGAACAGUGUCCUUCAGCUAAGGGAGCAGGAUGAAUCGGAGAUGACAGUGUCCCCAGGGAACAGCAGCACGGUGGAUGGAGAGAGCACUAACGGGACUGAAGACAUCAAGAUUCAGUUCAGCCGGUCAGGCAGUGGAGGCGGCGGGUUUCUCGAAGGACUGUUUGGAUGCCUCAGGCCCGUGUGGAACAUCAUCGGGAAGGCGUAUUCCACCGACUACAAACUGCAGCAGCAAGAUACUUGGGAAGUGCCGUUUGAGGAGAUCUCAGAGCUGCAGUGGCUGGGUAGCGGAGCCCAGGGAGCUGUCUUCCUGGGAAAAUUCCGGGCAGAGGAGGUGGCCAUCAAGAAAGUAAGAGAACAAAAUGAGACGGACAUCAAGCACCUGAGGAAGCUGAAGCACCCCAACAUCAUCGCCUUCAAGGGAGUUUGCACCCAGGCCCCGUGCUACUGCAUCAUCAUGGAGUACUGUGCCCACGGACAGCUUUACGAAGUCUUGCGAGCUGGCAGAAAGAUCACACCUCGGUUGCUCGUGGAUUGGUCCACAGGAAUUGCUAGUGGGAUGAAUUAUCUGCAUCUCCAUAAAAUCAUACACCGUGACCUCAAGUCACCAAAUGUUUUAGUGACUCACACAGAUGCAGUCAAAAUUUCAGAUUUUGGUACAUCCAAGGAGCUCAGUGACAAAAGCACCAAGAUGUCCUUCGCGGGGACAGUCGCGUGGAUGGCGCCUGAGGUGAUCCGGAAUGAGCCCGUCUCUGAGAAGGUUGACAUAUGGUCCUUUGGAGUGGUGCUCUGGGAGCUGCUGACAGGGGAGAUCCCCUACAAAGAUGUGGACUCGUCAGCCAUCAUUUGGGGUGUUGGGAGCAACAGCCUGCACCUCCCAGUUCCCUCCACUUGCCCAGAUGGAUUCAAAAUCCUUAUGAGACAGACAUGGCAGAGUAAGCCUCGCAACCGGCCGUCCUUUCGGCAGACGCUCAUGCAUCUGGAUAUUGCGUCGGCAGAUGUGCUCGCUACCCCGCAGGAGACUUACUUCAAGUCUCAGGCUGAAUGGAGAGAAGAAGUCAAGAAGCAUUUUGAGAAAAUCAAAAGUGAAGGGGCCUGUAUCCACCGGCUAGACGAGGAGCUGAUCCGCCGGCGCAGGGAAGAGCUCAGACAUGCGCUGGAUAUUCGAGAGCACUAUGAGCGAAAGCUCGAGCGGGCCAACAAUCUGUACAUGGAGCUGAGCGCCAUCAUGCUGCAGCUGGAGAUGCGGGAGAAGGAGCUCCUGAAGCGAGAGCAGGCAGUGGAAAAGAAGUAUCCUGGGACCUACAAGCGGCACCCUGUCCGUCCAAUAAUCCACCCAAAUGCCAUGGAGAAGCUCAUGAAAAGGAAGGGUGUGCCACACAAGGCUGGAGUGCAGACUAAGCGGCCAGACCUGUUACGAUCUGAAGGUAUCCCCAGUGCAGAAGUAGUUCCCACCGCGUCCCCUCUGUCUGGAAGUCCCAAAAUGUCCUCGUCAAGCAGCAAGAGCCGAUACCGGAGCAAACCACGUCACCGCCGAGGGAAUAGUAGAGGCAGCCACAGUGACUUUGCGGCAAUCUUGAAAAGCCAGCCGGCCCAGGAAAAUGCAUCCCACCCCACCUACCUACAUCACGCUCAGGCUCCGUGCCCUCCUCUCCACCAGCAUAGCCCCCUCCAGCAGCAAUACCAGCAACCCCCUUCUGACCUGCCUCAGAGCCACCACCCCAGACUCAAUAUGCAUGGGCAGGACAUUGCAACCUGUGCCAAUAACCUGAGGUAUUUCGGCCCAGCAGCAGCCCUGCGGAGUCCACUCAGCAACCAUGCUCAAAGACAGAUGCCGGGCUCCAGCCCGGACCUCAUCUCCACAGCCAUGGCGGCAGACUGCUGGAGAGUUCCUGAACUUGAGCAGGCUGGGCCCUGGGGCUGCUGUCAGACCGAAGCCUACGAUCCCUGUCUCCAGUGCCGACCAGAGCAUGCUGGGUCUUUAGAUGUUCCCACCACUGAGCCAGUGGGAAGCGGCCCAGACUGUUCCAGUUCACCAGCACACAAUCCUCUUUCGGGAAACGCCCAAGACUCUGAGAGAAUGGAGGCCAAUGGAUUCAAUGGCUGUCAAUCUAAUAUUUCUCAUCAGUUCACACCCCCAAUACUACCUCAAAAGACACGGCCCCUUCAAAAGAGUGGAGAUGACUCCUCGGAAGAAGAAGGGGAGGUGGACAGUGAAGUGGAGUUUCCUCGAAGACAGAGGCCCCACCGCUGUAUUCGCAGCUGCCAGUCAUACUCAACCUUUAGCUCCGAGAACUUCUCUGUGUCCGACGGAGAGGAAGGGAACACUAGCGACCACUCAAACAGCCCCGAUGAGUCGGCUGACAGACGGGAGGACCGCCUGGCUGAGAAACUAGACGACCUGCUGUCCCAGACGCCCGAGGCGCCCAUCGAGAUCUCCUCCCACUCAGAUGGGCUGUCUGACAAGGAGUGUGCCGUCCGGCGCGUGAAGACACAGAUGUCCCUGGGCAAGCUGUGCGCCGAGGAGCGUGGCUAUGAGAACCCUGUGCAGUUUGGAGAUUCGGACUGUGACUCUUCAGAGGGGGAGUGUUCGGAUGCCACUGUUAGGACCAGCAAGAACUACAGCUCUGCCACUUGGUGACAAGGGCUCUCCGUCAGAAGACGCUGGCAUCGCGAAUCCUCUCCAGCCCUAGACUCCUCCCACCUGCGUUCUUCCAGGAGGAGUGGCCCCGUCCCAGAAACAAGCCACACUGACAGGAACAUGAGAUCAGUCAAAUCUCUGGGAAAAUACCCAAAUGAAGUUGCAUCUCACUGAGCAUUUCAAUCAAGAAUGGCAGGGAUCUAUCGUACUGAAUACUCAAGCUACUGUAACAUUGAUAUUUAUUUUUGUUGGACAUUUUAACACUUUGUAUUGUAAAGAGUGAACUAUAUAUGAUAAUAGAUACAAUAAUUUCUUUACAAAAAAAAAAAAGGAAAGGAAAGGAAAGAGGGUCUUUAGGAGCAACAUUGGAGUUUCUGGGGCUGGGAGGUGUCACUGUCGCUUGAACACGGGACCAGGUCAGGUCUUUUGUCCAUACUUGAAGAGUUGCAAUGAGACAUACUGAACAUUUACAAUACAAGCCAAAAGAUACGCAGCCAUGUUAAGUUCAACGGCUCGUCCAUGUGAGGGAUGGAAAUGACCUAGAAGCUGAGGGAUCCGAUAGCCCCAAAGCCUCGGAGCGCACGCGCUUCCUCUGAGAGGGAAAAGCAAACAGAACUGGAACCGCACAUGUGGAAAUGACUUCACUUCUUAAACACUAAGCUAAAUCUGGCAGUAAAGGUUACAGUAUCAUCAAGUCUUGCCUUUAAAUGCUGCCACUGUCACGACCUCCACCAGCGUGGUCUUUCAGACUCGGGUGCCAUUUCUUCUUCCUUUCCUUCCACCUGUUGGCACUUCUUUCAGGAAGGGGAAAGGGUCUCGAGUGGGACAGGAGGACACUGAGUGGCAUUAGGAAAACAUACCUGUAAAACAUACCAUUCUUCUUCAGGAUGGCCGCGUUCAGCGAUACAAGCAAGAUGGCGCAACCUUUCUCGGGACUCAGGUUGUCUAUCUCCUGGAAUCAUAUUGAUUCACACAGAUGGCAGCUAGGAUGUGUGUGUCCAGUGUCCAGUCCCAAACCACCUUUAUUUUUGUUCUCGAUCUUACUCUAGCUUGGAAGCUUUGGUGGCUGUCUGUCAGCGUAGCAUACAAGGCAAACUUAGCAGCUUGCAGGAAGGUGGCCUGUCUCACCACGUUUUGUUCAAUGCUUCUUGUAAAAUGCGGUCUGUUUUCAUUCUGAACCACUGCAGUUUUGUUUAGGUAGGUUAGGAACCUUGUAGAAGGAGCAGCUGAUGCUAAGCAGGAAUUAGGAUUACUUUAGUAUCUCAAAAGCAUGUGAUUCUUCCUGUGUCCAGAGUCCUGCCUGGGCUAUGAAAAGUACUCCAGGUAAUUUGUGGAGUCUUGGCUUGCAGCAGGAGAGGUCUCGCAGCCUGCUGAGGGCUGGAUUACAGGUGGGCCCCACCAUGCCUGGCUUAAAGAUGUCUUAUCUAGAAUUCGUAUACAUGUGCAUUGACCCGAUUCCUGUCUCCAAUGCAGGCUUCUGCCAAAUCUGAACUUGCUAGAUUCUGACAUUUCAUCCAGUAAGGAUGUUAGGUUUUAAGACAUUCCAACCCCAAUGGAAACGAUGCUCCUGGCUGGGGGUCACUGACUGCAGCAGCCAAAACUGAAAAGCAGGAGGGGACUUAGAGCCGGCCUUCUGUCUGACCUCUCCUUUGUUUACACUUUAUGUUGAGACACUGAUUUUAAAUUUUAGUGUCUAUAAUUUUUAGCUCAUAGGAAGGAUGAAGGGAAAUGUUUAACUUGGAAAGCAGUAUUGUUUUGUUAAAUUAUUCCAUUUUGUAUGAACUGUAGCAGGACUACACAGGAGAGCUUAAGUUAUGACAUUCUUACCCUUGUUGUUUUACUUUAUGUUGUCAUAAUUUUCUGUUGACCAGAAGGUGUGGCUUAUUGUGUAGCACAAUGACUGUUUCUUGCUAACCAUGGAUUGUUAUGGGCUUCUGUGGGCCUAGUGAGGGUCUGGGGAUGGAGCUGUCUGUGGGAUGCCUGGCAUUCCUCAGUGUACUCCCUGGUGGUUUCCCUGGCUUCCUGGAUGUAGCAGCUGCUCUGAGGGGUUGUGUUCUGCCCCCGACAAACAUUGGGUACACUGUGAUGAUUUUGUUUUUAAUUGAUUGUAAAAUCUCCUGAAUGGGCAGAUGACCAAGUUGAUGAACAAAUCGUUCAAAAGUCCCAAAAGUUAUAAACUUUCCCCUCCAAUGUCUUAGAAAUAAAAUCAUGGCACUGAA